AUGGCUAAAGAGAUAAUUACACCAGUGGCUGAAUCUAAGUUCAUCCUAGAUGCAUUAAAGGAAAACCAGAGAUUGGAUGGUCGUUCUUUUGAUAAGUUUCGUGAUGUUGAUAUUUCAUUUGGUAAAGAAUAUGGUGAUGCGACUGUCACUCUAGGUAAGACAAAAGUGCAGUGUAGAGUAAGUUGCUCAAUAACACAACCAUAUGAGGACAGACCAUUUGAAGGUUUGUUUAUUAUAUCCACAGAGAUGUCACCAAUGGCAGGUCCACAAUUUGAAAACGGUAGUAAUACAGGCGAUGAUGAAGUUUUAUGUUCAAGAAUAAUAGAGAAGGCUAUCAGAAGAUCUGGUGCCUUGGAUGUCGAAGGCUUAUGCAUAGUGGCAGGCAGUAAAUGUUGGGCUAUUAGAGCAGAUGUCCACGUCUUGGAUUGCGAUGGUGGUAUCAUUGAUGCUUCGUGUCUUGCCGUCAUUUGUGCAUUAUUACAUUUUAGAAAACCAGAUGUCUCUAUACUGGGUGAACAAGUCACUGUGCAUCCAAUCAAUGAAAGAGAACCUGUUGCAUUAGGCAUUCUUCAUAUUCCAAUAUGUGUUACCUUUUCAUUCUUCAAUCCACAAGACGUUGAAGAAAAUAUUAAAGGUGCCGGGAAUAAUGAAAUAGCAAUCAUAGACGCUACUUUGAAAGAAGAAUCAUUGAGAGACGGUGUCUUGACUGUAACGUUGAAUAAAAACAGAGAAGUUGUACAGGUUUCAAAGGCAGGUGGUCUGCCAAUGGAUGCCUUGUCGUUAAUGGAUUGCUGUCAUAAGGCAUAUGACAUCACAGAAAGAAUCACAGAUCAAAUAUUAGCAUUGAUCAAAGAAGACUCACAGAAAAGAAAUAAAUUUGCACAAAUACUAAGUUCCGAAAAUGCCCGUUAA
Molecule: messenger RNA, 912 nt
Organism: Tetrapisispora phaffii CBS 4417
Lineage: Eukaryota; Fungi; Ascomycota; Saccharomycetes; Saccharomycetales; Saccharomycetaceae
Gene: RRP45
Product: exosome non-catalytic core subunit RRP45
Exons: 1
Coding region: 1-912 (303 amino acids)
Biological process (GO): TRAMP-dependent tRNA surveillance pathway; nuclear mRNA surveillance; exonucleolytic trimming to generate mature 3'-end of 5.8S rRNA from tricistronic rRNA transcript (SSU-rRNA, 5.8S rRNA, LSU-rRNA)
Cellular component (GO): cytoplasmic exosome (RNase complex); nuclear exosome (RNase complex)
Source: RefSeq, a predicted model, not a curated record